AUGAACAACGCACAAGCUGGUCCAUCACGCACCUCCGACGCCGACACUGGGUAUACUCCAGCUCCGCUCCUUACCCUCCCUCCAACGACCUACUGCGCUGUUGAGUAUCCAGGCAUCCUCAGGUCCCUCGACUCAUAUCCGCAUGCACUCGCCACCCUCGGAGGGCAGGAUGCUGUAGACACUGCGUUCAGGAGACUUGCGAGUGGGAGACCGAUGGAGCUGUACCUCAGGCCGGAGGACAAAUUGGCACAUCCGAUUUUGGGAGAAGUGUUGGAGUGGAGGGGUAUGGUCGUGAAGGUUGUGAAGAGGAGGAGGAAGAGAAAGCGUCCGGAGGGGGAGAAUACUGUUGAUGGUGAAAUUGGCAAUGGUAAGGGAAGGGAGAAAGAGGAAGAUGAGGACGGUGGAGUGUACACCACUGAAGUGCUUGGUAUGGCCCGUAAGAUCGCGCGCUUCCGAGCCAUGGCCGACUUUGCUUUCUCACCUCCGGAAGACGAGCCAAUUAUGAAUCUCCGCAAAUCUAUGGACAAUUUGGACGCAAAGGCGAUCCUUGCAUUCGAGUUCAAACCAGUGAAGGAGGACUAUGUUGUGUAUCCGCCUGGUGUCUCUGCCUCUCCAGCGCCUGGAACGACCAAAGGGGCUUCCUCAGACCCCUCUGCUCAACCAACAAGCAACCUACGCCUCUUUCCUCCACCUCGAUUCUCCCGCGCGGCUGUCCCAGCCCUCUACAACUCCCGGAAAAACAUCGCCUCUAUCCCCGUCACGGUCACCGACCCGACCACGGGCGAGGAACGCACUCGUUAUCAGAACAAGUUCAGGCACAGCGCCACCCCCAUCGCUACCAUUUCUUACGACGCUCCCGAUGUGCCCGAAAAGGAACCUGAGGGGGCAGAGAAGGUGUUAGACCAGCCGAGCAUGCGAGUGCUGGAGAAGCUGAGGAAGCUGUUUGAGGAGCGCCCGAUAUGGAGCAGGUUGGCGCUCAAGAACCAGCUUUCAGAGGCGGAGGAUCAGAUCCUUGUCAAUACUCGUCCAAUGUACGCUUACACAGGGUACAUAUUCAGUGACGGCCCAUGGAGGGACUUUCACGUUAAGUGGGGAUACGACCCGCGCAAGAUCCCCGAGUCCAGAAUCUAUCAGCGUAUGCAGUUCCGCAACCUGGAGAACGAGUACACUCGCGCGUCCUCAGUACGCUUCCGCAGGGCGAAUGGUGAAGAGGACCUGCCGAUGGAGGAAGAUUGGCGUGGGAUCACACUGCAGCGGAAUAGGAACACACAUAUAUUCAAUGGCAGGGAGCUCUUUAGGAACGUAGGCAACUACCAGCUGUGCGAUAUGACGGACCCGCUGCUGCAGAAGCAUAUUCACGACCCGAAUGGUGUAGACCAAGAGUGUGAUGCCUCAUACGGCUGGUAUACACCCACAGCCUGGGGGCGCAUUCGCGCUAUCGCACGGCUCAAAUUCCGCGGCCUGGUCGAAGGUCGCAUCCUCACUGAUGCAGAGUGCGAGGAUAUAGAGACUGAAGAGCUUCCUGAGAUCGCUCUCCGGAACGAGCUGCGCCGGUCAGCAGGCCAGAAGAAACUGCGUGAACUGCGCCAGAGGGGAUUGAUUGCUCGGUCAAAAGGGCACAACCAGGCGCUGGAGCCACUACCGCCGGAGGAAGAAGCAGAGCAGAGGAUCAGGAAGAGGCUGGAGGCGGCUCGAGCGGAGGAUGAGGAUGAAGACAUGGAUUAG
This is a messenger RNA of Dacryopinax primogenitus, 1725 nucleotides long. RefSeq lists its product as uncharacterized. The transcript has 6 exons. Gene Ontology annotation, biological process: transcription initiation at RNA polymerase III promoter. The record is from RefSeq and is a predicted model, not a curated record. Bases 1 to 1725 code for a protein of 574 amino acids. Gene Ontology annotation, cellular component: transcription factor TFIIIC complex. NCBI's taxonomy places the organism in Eukaryota, Fungi, Basidiomycota, Dacrymycetes, Dacrymycetales, Dacrymycetaceae.